Messenger RNA from Lodderomyces elongisporus, 3324 nucleotides. It is a transcript of the gene BOI2, whose product is annotated as Boi2p. The transcript has a single exon. NCBI's taxonomy places the organism in Eukaryota, Fungi, Ascomycota, Pichiomycetes, Serinales, Debaryomycetaceae. The record is from RefSeq and is a predicted model, not a curated record. The coding region runs from base 1 to 3324 and encodes 1107 amino acids. Gene Ontology annotation, molecular function: protein binding. Gene Ontology annotation, cellular component: trans-Golgi network; early endosome; recycling endosome. Gene Ontology annotation, biological process: retrograde transport, endosome to Golgi; endosome organization; receptor recycling.
AUGGAUGGCGCAACGUAUAUAUGCAUAAAACCAUUUCACGCCAGAUUGGGAGACGAACUAAGUCUCAAAAUUGGAGACAAGAUCCAAGUGCUAGCAGACGAUAGGGAAUACAAUGAUGGAUGGUAUAUGGGAAAAAAUUUGCUCACCGGUGAGGCCGGCCUAUACCCAAAAACAUUUACUGAACUUUUGGAAAAAACUGAAGAGAAAACAUUGUUAAGAUCAAGAUCAAGAAGAGUAAUGACGCCACCAAACAAGAACAAUAGCCAAAACAAUCUACUGAAAGAGACCCUUAAUGGCACAACAGGUGGCUCUGGCAAUGAUGGCAGUAAUGGCGACUCGUCUCAGAGUAGUAGCCAUACCCCCAACGUAUCAAGCAAUUUGAACCCAUACAAUACAGAUCAAAACUCAAAACUUUAUAACAAUAACAAUAGCUCAUCGAGCAAUCUCAAUAGCGAAAUCGACAAGGCUUUAGAGGAAUUACAACUACACGGCUCUACUUCAAGUCUCCAAAACGAAAAUGGACAUGGAAAAGAAAAUGGAAACCAAAAUGGAAACGUUAAUAAAGAUGGCAACAAAUACAAUAAUCAGAGUAGCAACACAAAUGAACUGAAAUCCAAGAUAGCAAAUGUGUUGACAUCUUCUGCAUACACGUCCACGCUUUCGUCUUCCAAAAACAACGUUAACAAUCACAAUAAUAGUAAUAAUAGUAAUAAUAGUAACGGUAACCCUCACUCGUCGCACAAUAGAAACACUUCCACACAAUCAAUGACAGACGAUCUAAACCCAUUGCAAGCAAUGUCAUGGACUCCGAAGCAAGUCUCUUCUUACUUUGCCUUGGUCCUCGGAUUUGAUAAGGAAGUUGCCGGUAAAUUCGCCAAACAUAAAAUCACGGGUCCAAUUUUGUUUGAGCUCGAUUUGGGUCAUUUAAAGGAAUUAGAAAUUGACUCUUUUGGCACUAGAUUUGAAAUUCAUAAGGAAAUUGAGAAAUUGCGUGAAAUUAACUUGAGGUCAGCCAAAUUCAAAGAAUCAAGAACAAGCUCGCAAUCAACAUCUUCGACAAAUAAGAAUGAUCAAUCGCAAUCAACAAUGAGCUCGUCUCCAACAGAGUCAACUCCAUACCACGAAGAAGAAAAAUAUAAACUACCCAAGAUUUCUACACCUAACGACUCACAAUCUAUGUAUCCUUCACUGCACACAAGCACGUUUCAAAAUGAAUUAAUGCCAUCGGCAUUUGACACAUCAACAUCAACCGUCAAGCAUCAAAGAAAAAGAUCACAAUCUGUCGAGAACUUACCUCUGGAGUAUGAAUCUUCAUUUAUGUCCCCAAGAAAAGCACCUGAACCACCAUCAAGCAACUAUAGUCCUUUAGAUACUAGCUAUAAGUUUGGCGCAGGGACUAAUAGUGUUAACCAACAACACCAGAACCAGCAUCACCAUGGCUUAUACACAACAAGAACAAAUGCAUCAAGUCAUGCGUUAGGUCAUACGCCCAUUUCAAGACCCGCAUCAUCAAUCUAUGACCAAGGUUCGCAUCACAGGCAAAGUUCUCAAACAUCAAAUUAUAAACAACAUCACAGGAAACAAUCUAGCGUUCAGAGUCACCGAAGACAUUCGUCUCUACUUUCGUUUCUUCCCAACGGUAACGAUGACUCAAAAGGUGGUAAUUUGAAUGGUUCCAACACUGCUGGCACUCCUAUUCAAACACAUCCAGCUUCAUUUGCUGCCUCAGCAGCCUCAGCUGCAGUGGCAUCAUCAUACGAUAAUAAGCAACAUGGUAAAGCAAAUGACAACCGCAAGCUUAUUUCGCCAGCACAAAUUCGUAGAGAAAAUGGUGCCGAUAAUGGCGUUGGAAAUAAUACAAGAGAAAACAAUGGUGCAUCGUCACCUCGAAAAUCGCAAAUCUUUGACGUCUCAACAUCGCCAGUUGACAUUGAUGACGCAACAUUAUCGCCCAAGAAGAAAUCUGCAUCGAUGAAGAACAAGUCGUUUAAUGCAUUGAAGGACGAUAGACGCGUUGCUAGUGAACCCCAGUCUGCAAAUCUAUCCAAUGCAAGACCUUCUGCUAUGAGGCUCAAAAGUCUUAGGACCACUUCUACUCAGAAUUUCAAAAAUUUAACCGGAUCAAAGAAGCUGAAGACUUCUGCAUUCACGGAAGGAAUUCGGGAAGUUACUCCUAAUGAAGCAACUAAAACAGCAAACUAUAGUGGAUACAUGGCUAAAAGAUCGGGCAACACUGUGUCUUGGAGAAGUAGAUAUUUCACGCUUCAUGGCACUAGAUUAUCAUACUUUACAUCGUUCAAGGAUAAGAAGGAAAAAGGUUUGAUUGAUAUCACGGCGCAUAAUGUGGUUCCCAUUAAUAGCGAGUCUGAGGAUUUGGACAAAAGUGAUAGAUACGCAGCAAUGUGCGCCUCAACAACCUUUGCGGGCAAUUAUUGUUUCAAGAUUGUACCACCAGCACCUGGCUUCAAAAAGGGACUUACUUUUACGCAGCCAAAGACUCAUUAUUUUGCAGUGGAGAGUGAAGAAGAGAUGAGAGGCUGGAUCAAGGCUUUGAUGACAGCUACUAUAGAUAUUGAUGAUUCUGUCCCCGUUGUGAGUAGUUGCUCAACACCAACUGUUAGCUUGAGCAAGGCUCAGGAAUUAUUGGCAAAAGCACGCGAGGAAAACAAAUUGAAAGACGAAGAGUUGCGUGCCAAGGGGUAUAUCAGAGGAGAUGAGGACUUUGAAGCUUCGUUCCAAUCGACAUCAUCAACAUUAACAGAUGCGCACGAAAACUUGAGACCAAAUUUGACAGUUGAUACCAGAAAGAGCAUAAACUCUUUGGCACCACCACCUCCAAUGACUCCGCUGUUGCAAAGAUCCGGCAGUCAAAGUGGGUUUGCAUCACCGUAUUUGUUAGCUUCUGGGUAUAUGUCACCUAAAUCUGCAUCACCAGGGAAUACUCCAGCUGGUGGAAGUACUAGUCCAGGCUAUUUUGUAGAUCCACAACCUGCCUAUGCUUCUUUACAACCCGCGCCCUCGCGUCACGCUUCAACAUCCGCAUACACAAAGUCAAGCAAUAGAAAUCAUGGGGAUUUGAAUACUUUGUCCACUAACCCGUAUUCCACAGCAUCAUCAUUACUAGACUCUUCACAAGCUGACAGUACCAAUAAUGCGCGUACACCCGAAGAGUCCAAGUCGCGUGGAAUGUUUGCUUCUCAUCCACACAAAACAACAAAUGGCAGCACACCUACUGCUUCUAUGCCAAAAAAGCAAGAGAAAAUGAUGGCAUUCAGCAGUGAUGGAUCAGGAAAUCAUACUUUUGUCAUCAAGUCCAAGAAAUAG